Molecule: messenger RNA, 384 nt
Organism: Entamoeba nuttalli P19
Lineage: Eukaryota; Evosea; Mastigamoebida; Endamoebidae
Exons: 1
Coding region: 1-384 (127 amino acids)
Source: RefSeq, a predicted model, not a curated record
AUGACUGACAAAUAUGUUCCAUUAAAAAAUGAAGAUGACUCUAUUCAGGAAAGUCCAAAAAAUGCUACUAAUAUUCAACAACAAGUUCAACAAGAACAUAUUGAAACACAACCUCAAAUUUUCUUAGCACCAUUACAUAAUGAUGAACAUUCAUUUUAUCAAGUUCAACAACCUCAAGAACCAGUUGAUAAAAGCUUACAAAAUCCAGCAUUCAUAUUAUUUGUAUUAGGGUUCUUCCUUCCAUGUAUUUGGAUUUAUAAUAUUGUCAAAUAUAGAAAUUCAGGAGAUUUAAUUGAAAAGAGAUGGGCAUAUUGGUCAAUGAUAGCACUUCUUUGUGUUACUAUGUUCUAUGCUGUCUUAAUUCUUGUUGUUGUCUUGGUUUAA